Molecule: messenger RNA, 1060 nt
Organism: Solea solea (common sole)
Lineage: Eukaryota; Metazoa; Chordata; Actinopteri; Pleuronectiformes; Soleidae
Exons: 6
Coding region: 190-864 (224 amino acids)
Cellular component (GO): membrane
Source: RefSeq, a predicted model, not a curated record
CAGUCGGAGCCUGACAGUCCACACUGUGGGCAGGAGUUUACCUGUUGCUCAGGUUAAUGAUAAACUGUUAAAGCAGCAGCUGCGAGACGAGGCCUGGAAUGAAACCACGACACUUCCGUGUUCACACGAACAGCGGCAAAGUCCACGCGCCGACCGUUGACAGGAAGUGAAGCGGGUUCAGAGCCGGACAUGGACCGCUAUAGGUACCUGGUUUUUAACCAGAGGAGCGUGCUGGUCCUCGGUGUCCUGCAGGUGGCCUGUGCGGGACUGUGUGUGGUCUGCGGCUUCAUGGACGCGGCUUUCCGCAAAGAUACAGCGCUGAGCAGCACCAGGACGCCGCUGUGGGGUGGACUGGUCAUGUCCUCUCCAGGUGUCCUGGCCCUGUUCGCCUCUCAAAGGAAACACUCUGUGUUGGUGAGUGUGAUGGUGGCGACUGCAGCUCUCUCCUGUGUGGCUGUGUUUGCUGUGUCUGGUUACGCCUGCCUGACGCUCACGUACGGAGAGGAGGACGAAGACGUCUUCCACCACCACGACAGUCCACAAGUGACCUUUGUGCUUCAUCGCAUGGUGAAAGCAGCCAAUGCCACCGUCCUGCUGUCCUGCACCAUCAGCCUGGUUCUGUCCGCUCUCAUCGGCUACGUCGGCUGUCGCAGUCUCCCCUGCUGUGGCUGCUAUGAUGCCAGGACUGGACUGGAGACACUCGUUCCUCAGUGUGACCUCGGGGACACGGAGAUGGUUUGUACCUGGCAAGCAGGAGGCGACAACAGGCUCUUCAACUCUCCAGUGAAUUCCACAGAUCAAGGCACCGCUGAGGAGGAGGAGGAGAGGCCGUCCAGACUGCCUCCGUACAGCAGACUGACCUGAUCCUGUCUCACACAGUAAAGACUGACCUGAACUCAGCUGUCGUGUGUUUGAAUGACUGGACCCAGUCUGUAAAACCACGUCUUUGCUCUUUGUCCAAAGAUUUCAUUGAAACCCAAUACUUGUGUAUGUGACAUGUUUUUCUAAUUUGUAGAGAUUUUAUUUGUAUUUAAUGAAUAAAACUUGAGUUUCUAAAGAA